GUUUCACUGAAGUCGCUCCGACGAAGACCAUCAUUGAUGUUCCGCUUUCCGGGUUCGGCUGCACAGGAAAAUAAAAAGUUUGAGAAGAAGUAGUGAAAUAUAUGUAUAAAAAUGGACUCAAGUGAUUCUAAAGAAGAUGGACCAAAAACUAGGAGGAAAAGCCUCAAACAGCCAUCCACGCAAGCUUUAUAUAUUGAGGAUCUUAAAGCCAGAACCCCAAUAAAGAGAACCCGGAAAAUGAGGAAAGAUGACGGGGCAUCCAGAGCUGUCGAUGGAGCCAAGGAGCACAAGGGUCUCACUAAAGAGGAUGAGGAUGAAUCCCCUACUAAGAAGCAAAAGCUCAAAGAUAAGAGAAGGGUUAUAAAUGAGAGAGGUGAUGGUUUAAACCAAACAGAUGAUGAAAAUAUGGAGAUGGGUGAGAAUGAAGACCAGGAUCAAGAAAUGAACUCCGAUGAGGAGGCUGAGCAGGAGCAAGAGUCUAGUUGGACAGCCCAGCCUGGGACAGAAGAAACACAGCCUGACCAUGUAAGGGAAGAAAAUCUGGAAAGUGAAGUGUCACUCAACAAACAAAGGCCUAUUCAUCUAAAUAAUAAGGUCAUACCCAAAUCCAAAGAGGGAAAUUACAGCCCAGUCACAAAAUGUGGAGAUGCCUCCAGGAUGGGUGCUGUUCCACUGGAACAUCAACAAUUGAGAAACAGGAUUAACAUGAACUACCAGAAUCCUGUAAAAGAGGAACACAAAAGUUUGUAAAACAUUUUUAUUAUAUAUAUAUAUAUAUAUAUAAGUAGCCAUAUUU
Messenger RNA from Carassius carassius (crucian carp), 796 nucleotides. RefSeq lists its product as uncharacterized. Lineage: Eukaryota; Metazoa; Chordata; Actinopteri; Cypriniformes; Cyprinidae. The transcript is spliced from 5 exons. The record is from RefSeq and is a predicted model, not a curated record. Bases 112 to 750 code for a protein of 212 amino acids.